UAUUCGGAGAGCGGCGGAGAGUGAAAGAUCUGGCCGGGAUUACUUUUCCGGCAGCUGCACAACUUCUGUUGCAGUUGCAGUUCGUACGCGUCGCUUGCAACAUCGUGUCGCGCAUUGCCACUCCGACUCCGAAUUCGAUUCCAAAUUGGAUUUUCCUCUUCGACUUCGCGUUGCAGUUUUGUGUGUGGGAAAAUGCGACAAAUUAUCCGGCUUCGGGUGUUUUUUUCCGUUCAUUAAAAAAAACGUUUUGUCGCUUGUAAUUGAGCGGCAGUUGCUUUUGUUUUGCCUUUAAAAGAGCAUUUAAUAGUGAAACAGGUGCGUGAGCCAAAGGCGAAACAAGUUGUUACACAAAACGCAGCACAAUAGUAACAACAACAGCAGUAACAACAACAAUUGGCUAAGGAAAAUGCAGUCAAGGCGCACUUAAUUAACAUGCAACUGGCAACGUUCGCGUAAAAAAGAAAUAACAAAGAAAAUAACGACAGCCACGACAAGUUAACGACAACAACACGUUGAAAAGUGCAAUCCGCAGUAAUCAAAACAGCACAACAACAACUACUCCAACAACAACAACAACAAGAAAAGUCCUAGGAAAAAGGUCUCGUUUUUCGCCAGAAGGUGACGAGCGGUCUAAGUUUCGCCAAUCAGUCAGCUAAUGAUGCUGAGCCAGCAGAAGAUGCAACUGUUGCAACAACAAAAAACAAAUGCAACUGCAACUGCAACAGCAACAACAACUGCGGAUGCGCCCUGCAGCUGCUAAUUAAACCGCUGCUGCUGCGCCGAGGGAUGAACAAUUGCAGCUGCAACAAUCAGCAAUUUGUGCUUCGACAACAGAACAAUAUCUCCAGCAAAUAAGCCAUAAUGUCGUUGGUUUUGCGAAGUCAACGCGCCUUCAUUGAGGAAAAUGCUCGUCCCUCUUCAUCCUCCUCAUCCGCGAAUCCAUCUCCUGGUGGCAUGAGUCGCUCGGUGCGCAGCUGCAACUGCUGCCCCUAUGGAUACCACAUCGAUCUGGACUUCGUGCGCUACUGCGAGGCGCUGGCCCACGAGAAGCCCAGCGAGGAGGAGCAGCGGCGAAGGGAUCGCCGGAGAUCCCGCAAGUCCAUGGAGUUCAUGCUGGGGUUCGAGAGCCUCUUCGGCGGCGAUUGGCAGGCGGAGUCGAGGGUCCAGGGAAAGCUAAGUGAGGCCUCACAUGAAAGCGAACCGGAUUCGCCACGCCCCAUUGAAGGGGCGGUGAAUGCGUCGCCGUUGUACAGCACCACUCCGUGCUACCGACCGCGAUCCUCAUCGGUGCCCCGUUUCACCUACGGCAGCAUACCGCCUCGUUCGGAGUCGCCCUUCGGCACCGCCUCCUCCACCUGCUCCUCCCUUCGCGGAGGCGUGGAAAGCGAUGUCGGGGUGGGGGGAUCCUCCCUCUACCAUCAGCGGCACAAGCCGGCGAUCAGUCCGCCGGAGACGAGAGCCUUUCUCCACGAAGCUCUGGACGAGGUGUGCAGCGAUUUCGAGAGGACGCUGGAAAGGACCUCGGUGAAGAGGCGCAAGGUUCCCUACUCGGGAUCCCUCUCCAUGGAUCGCAACAACAACAAGCUCAGUCUGAGCCUCACCAAUGGUCAUGGGUCGUCGAAGGAGCACAGAAGUCAUCGACUGGGCAACAGCACGUGGGAUCGCUACUUUGAUGUGCCAGAUUCCUGCAUCGGUGGCAAUCGAUCGCCCACGGGAACGCCACGCCCCUUCUUGCGAUCCAAUACGCUGCCGUUGCAACAACGACCGAGUCCCGCGGAGGUGCAAUAUGAGAGCUAUGUCAAGGCCACCGUGGCAGCCAAUGCCAAGUCGCCGGUGGAGCAGCUGGAGUCCGCCAAGUCGCCGGGAGAUCCUCCACCGCCGCCGCCGAGGCGCCACCACCUGUUGACCACCACCACCACUCUGACUUCCAAGGAGGAGGUGCGCCAGCCGGAGAAUGGAUCCAUGAGCAGCAGCUCCCUGCAGUCGCCCGUCGUCUCCGAAACUGGCCAAGCCAUCUCCGAUGCUCAGGCUCUCGUCCAGAUCCGCGAGCAGAUGGCCAAGAGCCUAGGGAGACUCAAGGAUCUCGAGGAGCAGGUGAUGGUCAUUCCCGGCCUGAAGCUGGAAAUCGAUUCGCUGCGUUCGGAAAAGGAGAAAUUGCAGCGCAGGAACGAGGAGCUCCUUCGCAGUCAAAGACAGACGCCUUCGCCACCGAGUCCUGGUCUCAAGACCGCCUCUCCCGUGCAGUUCACUCCCCAAAGGAUCAGUCCAGUUUCCCUGGAGAGCCUGGGAGCACGGAUUCGCAGCAGCUCCGCCUCGGCAUCUCCCUCCCCGAGUGUCGUCCGUAGGGAUGUCUCCACCCAGGCGGUGGUGCGACCACCUGCCACGCGAGAUGUUUCCGUUGGCCACCAGCCAACCACUCGGAAUACGGGAGUCAAUCCCUCGGAAACCGUUUACUCCAAGGAGGAGCUGGAAAAGAAGGUGGAGCAGGCACUGGACAACGCCCAAAGGCAGCAGCUGAGGAAGCUCAUCUCGGUGGGCACCCAGAUGUACGUGCCACAAAGGGAGCAGCGCGACAGUGGAGUGCAAACCCAGCCGGAGCGACCCAAACUGAAAUACAAUGUGGGAAUCACAGCGAAACCAGCAACGAGGGAGAACUUCACCAGCUGCAAACCGGAUGUGCGCCAUGUGGGAUGCUCUGAGGAUCGCCUGGAUGAUGUCCUUUGCGAAAAGUGUGCCGUCAGCAAGAGAAGCGUGGCCUGCGGUCCGGAAAGUCCGCCGGAGAAGGUGAAACCAGCUCCCCAAAUGCCGGGACGCAGCAACACCUUUAGCUUGGGAGAAAAUGAGGCGGUUUCCGUGAUUCGGAAGACCAUUGGCUGCCAGACGCCGGUCACCCUGGUGCUCAGUGCUGGAAGUCAGACCACCACCACCGUGGUUCGCUCCACCGGAGCUCAGGUGAAUCCCCAGCAGCAGCACUCCGGCGUUCAGUGCGGCACCGAGCAGGUGACCCGGCAAACGGACACCGUUGGUCUGCAGCGACUCACCCGGAGCCACACGAAGGCGGAGCAGGUGGCCGAGUCGGUGCCACGCCCCCAAACCCGCCACUCGGCCAGCAAUACGGAUAAGGUGGAGGAGCCACCGGUUCCGGUGCCGGUUAAAGUGCGCACCACCCAUUCCUCGUGCAACACGGAGGAGGUUCGCAAAAGGGACGUGGGAUGCGGUGAUAUCGUAAAGCCGCACAUCUCGAUCGCCUGCGCGGCCAACUACUGUGAUUCCUGCAAGGAGGCCAUCCAGGACCUGGCCAGGGGAUUCUCCAAGACGAGUCCCACCGCCUCCCGAACGGGAGGAGCAGUUCGACGGUCCACUUCGGCGGACUCGAGGAUCCCACGGCCCAAACACCUCACCAGCCCGAGUCCGGUUCGGAAAGAGUUUAAGAGGCAGAACACCUACACACUGGCCACUCCUUCGCCAACUCCAAGUCCUCAGGUGGAGAGGAAGGCGCGAUUGAGCUCGCUGCAGGAGAAGCCCCCCACUGUGUCCAGUUUCCAGGUGGCGGAUCCUUUGGCGGAGUCGCAGAGCUUUAUUCGCCAGCCGAAGAAGGAUUUGCUGGACCUCAGCCUUUUGGGCGAUGAUGAGCUGAUUGUGCGGGAGGAGAAGCGGGUGAGCAUCAGCUGGUCGCGGGAUGCCUCUCCCGCCCCACUGAUGACCUCUUCGGGCACCACCAAGUCCGAGUCGCCGGAGGAGGAGCCACCGAUGAGCUCCUCCAGCGACUCCAGUCCGCCCAUCGAUGUGCAGAUCGCCCAGGGAGCUCGCAAGAAGUCCAGCACCCCAUUGAAAUCUAGUCAGAGCGAGGGCUCCCAGGUGACCGUCAUCGAGCAGCCGGCCACCAAGGCCCAGCUCCACCAGUUGGCCCAGGCGGAUGCGGAACCCCGAAAGAAAACUGAGCUGUCCAAGGGUCUGAAAGAUGCCCUCAAGCUCAUCAACGACUCGCUGCUGAAGAAGUUGGGCGCCAAGCCCAUAUCCUCGCAGAGCCUUAAGUCGGCCAAGGCCACCAUCCAGGAUCACUGGUUCAUGAACUCCAGCACGGGGAAAUCCGAUCCCCACCAGGUGGAGGACUAUCUCGAUUACUUUGAGUCUCUGUCGGUGCCUCUGCUGGAGUAUUGUGUUAACCUCUCCGACACCAAUGGCAACACAGCCAUGCAUUAUGCAGUCUCGCACGGCAACUUCGAUGUGGUAUCCAUUCUGCUGGAUUCUAAGGUUUGCGACGUAAACCAGAUGAAUAACGCCGGAUACACGUCGGUGAUGCUCGUGUCGUUGGCCAAGUUGAAGCAACCAUCCCAUCGCACAGUCGUCGAGCGACUGUUCAAGAUGGCCGAUGUCAACAUACGGGCCAAGAAGCACUGCCAGACCGCCUUGAUGCUCGCUGUGUCGCAUGGUAACGGCGACAUGGUCAACAUGCUCCUGGACGCCGGCGCGGACAUCAACAUCCAGGACGAGGACGGCAGCACCGCGCUCAUGUGCGCCGCCGAGCACGGACGCGUGGAUGUGAUCAAGCACCUGCUCUCGCAUCCCGACUGCGAUUCCCUGAUCAACGAUGUGGACGGCAGCACGGCCUUCAAGAUCGCCUGGCAGGCUGGCCACCGGGACGUGGGUCUGCUGAUCUACGUGCACGAGCAGAUGCUCCGGAGCAAGCUGCCCAACCGAGGGGAUCCGAUGAGGAGCUCCCUGAUUUCGCCACAGCGCCACAAGCGCCAGCCAUCGCAGUAGAUUCGUAGCCAUUUUUAGCGGUAUUAGCGGCCAAUCGAGACGAACAAACAAAAACAAACAGAUAGUGUCUAAGUUCUAAAUUAGCAUUUCGCGGAGAGAGUUUCCCAAAAAACAUUCCACAGUCCGCAGAGGAGGAAAGCACAAAGGCAGCUCACUUACACUUACAUUUGUAUAUUAGAGUUCGUUUGUCGUACGUUUUAUUUAUUUGUAAAUCUAAUUUUAGUGCUAGUGUCUAAUGUAUGUAACUCUAGUUUCGAUCUUAUUAACCAACGAAAGCAACAGACUCUUUAAUAAUAUAUCUGAUAUUUAAUGUAUCUGAAACACUA
Messenger RNA from Drosophila ficusphila, 5090 nucleotides. RefSeq names its product KN motif and ankyrin repeat domain-containing protein 1 (gene Kank). Lineage: Eukaryota; Metazoa; Arthropoda; Insecta; Diptera; Drosophilidae. The record is from RefSeq and is a predicted model, not a curated record. The transcript has 12 exons. Gene Ontology annotation, molecular function: protein binding. Gene Ontology annotation, cellular component: cytoskeleton; cytoplasm. Bases 862 to 4764 code for a protein of 1300 amino acids. Gene Ontology annotation, biological process: negative regulation of actin filament polymerization.